Cylicocyclus nassatus is the source of this 657-nucleotide messenger RNA. NCBI's taxonomy places the organism in Eukaryota, Metazoa, Nematoda, Chromadorea, Rhabditida, Strongylidae. The record is from the annotation of a GenBank genome assembly.
AUGAUUGCUGAUGGAGCAUCGGUUAUGGUGAAAACAGCAUCCGACCUAGGCAUACAAUACAUCCACUGUUGUGCUCACGUCAUUGAUUUAUCCGUGGCGGCUGCCCUUAAUCUUCCAAUGUGCGCGCAUGUUCUGAAGAAAGUGAAGCACGUGGUGUCCAAGCUAAAUAAGAGCGGAAAGUUGAAGAAAUUGUUUAGACGGUUUCUGAACGAAGAAAACCUCCCGAAUGUUGUGCCAAUGAAUGAUGCUCCAACUAGAUGGUCCAGUACAUACUUCAUGCUAUGUGACUUCCUAGCCGCAGUCAGUGAAUUAGGAAAACUCUUGAUCGCGAAGACUGAAGACAGCUGCUCGAAGGGAAGGACUGCAGUUUGGCGAGAAAUUGUUGGGGAUGAAUGGCGAGAAACUGCUGACCACUUCUUGGCGUGUAAAAGCAAUACUCUUGACUCAGCGGACUCCGAUGACGAAAGUUAUGAAAGGUCUUCUACCCCCAAAGGAUCGGAUAUGUGGUCUUUGAUCACAACACAAAGUACUACCAGCACCCCCUCAAGAAGCUCACAGAUGCAACAGGAAGAUCUUCAGAUGGAGUUGCAGCAGUACACUAUACAUCUGAACCGAGGAGACGCACGACCAAGUCCUGAUGCAGACCCAGUUCAGUGA